Molecule: messenger RNA, 1795 nt
Organism: Aspergillus heteromorphus CBS 117.55
Lineage: Eukaryota; Fungi; Ascomycota; Eurotiomycetes; Eurotiales; Aspergillaceae
Product: pH-signaling protein PalC
Exons: 4
Coding region: 66-1520 (484 amino acids)
Biological process (GO): cellular response to pH
Cellular component (GO): plasma membrane
Source: RefSeq, a predicted model, not a curated record
CCCACCUCCCCUUCAACCACCACACCACCACCAUCACCACCACCACCAUCACCACCACCACAACCAUGGUCUACGCCUUCACCCUGCCCACGACCUCGCACCUCUCCUUCCAGACCUUUCUCACGUCCAGCACGCACCCUUCCCUCCCCCAAGCCGCCACCACCGCCCGCCAUGCCCUGCGACAAGCGCUCAAAGCCCACAAGCGUCUACCCCGCGGUGCGCAACAAGACGCGCAUCUCGCAACCCUCCUCACCACCCUCACCAACUAUCUCCCCUACCUGCUGGCCCUCUCCACCGGCCUCAGCAGCAGCACCUCCCCGACCAGCGAGGAAAUCGAAAUCACGCUCCGCACCGAGAUCAUCUCCUCGUGGCGCGCCACCCUGACCAACCCGUCCACCACUCUCUCGCUCAAACAACGUCCCUCCCCCUCCCGCAUCCCAGGCCAAGGCCUCGACUUCGAAAUCGCCUUCGUCCUCACAACCCUGGGCUACAUCCUCAGCGGCCUCGCCCGCACAGGCACAACCCGCAUCCUCUACGCCGCUACAACCCCGACCCCGGACCAACGCACCGCCGCCAUCCAAACCGCCACGAAACUCCUCCUCCAGGCCAGCGCCCAACCACAACCCCACCCCACCACCUCCACCUCCAACAGCCCUCCCACCCUCCCGGACCUCGACCCCGCCACACAAGCCGCCCUCUCCUGCCUCGCCCUGGCAGAAGCCACCCUCCUUGCGGUCCUAAAAGACGACUCCUACGUAACAACCUGCAUCCAAGCGCGCAACCCCAACGACAAAGACUGGAUGGUGCGCGCGCCCGAGAUCCCCAAAGUGCGGGCGCAUCUCUUCGCCAGAUUAUGUAUCCGGGCGGCGGAGUACGCGGAGCAGGCCGCCGCGGGACUGGGGUCCGUCAAGUCGGAGGGGAAGAUGGGCAUCGACGAGGACUUGCUGGGUUAUGCGCGCGUGCUGGGACGGGUGGCGCGGGCGCGGGCGUGUCGGUUCUUCGGGGUCGAUGCGGAGCUGGCGGGGAAGAUUGGGGAGGGGGUGGCGGACGGGAGUGCGAGGGGGAAGGGCGGGUUGGGGUUGUCGAGGUUGAAGCAGGGGUGGAUGGAACGGCGGGAGGAGAGGCGCAUGGAGAAGGAUGCGGGGAGUCGCGAUCGUACUGCGAUGGAGAAGGGCGGGUUGGGGCCUGGGGAUAAUGCUGGGCGGGAGGAGGAGGGCCGCGUGAUUGAGAUGUUGGAGACGAAGUGGGUGAGGAUGAAUGAUACGAUCAACACGCAGCUGAUCCCGCCGUCGGCGGAGCUGCUCGCCAACCUGCCCUCUGGACGUGAUAUCCAUUCCCCGCCGGCGCCGUAUAAGAUCCCGUCCCUGGACGAAGAGCAGCUGGUGCGGAUGCGUGCGCCGCCGGCAGACGAUGAGUCCGGACCCGGCAGUGAUGUCGACGAUAGCGACGAGGACCCGGCCAGUGUGCCUCGGGUCUAUACCCCCGGCACGCUUGAGCGCAGCGACAGUGCUUAUUAUUGAUACCCUUGACGAGACGAAUAUUUGGCAUUGAGCGAGAUGACUGGGUAAUGUAGGUAUUGUGGAAGAUGCUUUUUUUCUAUAUAAAGACCAGAUCCCAUACAUCAUGUCUGUAUGUCUCGACCGCAACUAUUUCUCAGCUGCCAUGCAGUAAUUGAGCCAGUCCAGAUAGACAGAUAACCACACCUCUCACCUCUCACCUCUCACCUCUUCCCCUCUCCCCAUCAUCCCCCUCCCAUCCCUAACUACCCCCAUCCCCAUCCCCAAAAGGAAGAGAG